Messenger RNA from Pseudoliparis swirei, 5196 nucleotides. It is a transcript of the gene btbd8, whose product is annotated as BTB domain containing 8. Gene Ontology annotation, molecular function: protein binding. The record is from RefSeq and is a predicted model, not a curated record. Lineage: Eukaryota; Metazoa; Chordata; Actinopteri; Perciformes; Liparidae.
GCGAACAGCGUGUAGCGGGGAUGUCAACAACAUCGGUCAGUGGGUCAGCCCAAUGGGGAUACUCAACCUCGGAACGGAACCUCACACUUCAGGACUGACAUUUGCCAUUGUUCAUUCCGGCUGUCCACAGGCGUCUCGUCUCUGUGCCGGGGAACCCGAUGAACUAUGAUCACCACGGAGGCCGCAAGGGAGCUCCAGGUCAAGGAACGCAAACACAAAGAGCAGCUGAGGAGAUGUUUAUCAUCGGCUUUAUCUGCAGACCUUUACAGGUUGCUGCAGGAGGAGCUGGAGGCCGAUGUCGCUCUGUCUGCUGCGUCUGGCUCUCUCCGAGCUCACAGGGCCGUGCUGUUGGCCAGAGCUCCUCAUGUCCUGCGUGGGCAGACGCACAAAGAUCCCUCCAUCGUUCACCUGUCCGGCUAUGAGCUGUCCGGGUUGAAAGAUUUCCUCAGGCGACUGUACACAGCGGAGCAGAGCCUACGCUCGUCUGAAAUAAACCCAGACACGGAGGGCUCGGUACCGAAAAGUGAUUCGCCUGUUCCCGAUCCGGUAGACCUUCAUAGCUCCUCUGACUCAGGCGCUGCUCUCGAGCCGGCCUCGGGCCUCGGAGCGGACUUGCUGGAUCUGUACCAGAGGGGGGAGCAGUGUGACAUCACCAUCCAGGUAGCAGACCAGGUCUUCUCCUGCCACAGGGCAAUCCUGUGCGCGCGGUCCCAGUACUUCCGAGCCAUGCUGAGCGGGAGCUGGAUGGAGAGCUCCAGACAGCGCAUCACUCUGCAAGGUUUAGGCCCGGAUGAGAUGGAGAUCCUGCUCCAGUUUAUGUAUGGAGCCAUUGUGGAUCUGCCGCCUGGAGCCAGUGCCAGUCAGGUGGUGUUGGCAGCAGACAUGUUGGGUUUAGAGGGACUGAAAGAUGUGGUGGAGAUGGUUCUGACCCGAGACUACUGCCGCUUCUUCCCCAAGCAGCCGAUUGACGGGGUUCAGAAAACGGUUCUCGAGUGCCUGUCGCUGACGCACACCUUAGGCCUUCAAAACCUCCACAUGCUGUGUAAGAGGUGGGUGGCUGAUCACUAUGUGAAGACCUGGUGCGAGAGGAACUUCUCCCUCUUGUCCCCGGAGCUCCACGUCGCCUGUCUAACGGCCGUAGCUGAAACCAUGACGGUGCAGAGCGCGGUGACGAUGCUCUGUGGCACCGAGCAGUUGAUCGGCAGCCUCCCCGAAGUCAAGUGGGCCCAGCAGGUGAGGAGUCUCGCCACAGAGCUACAGGAUGAGAGCCUGCAUGUCAUCGUCCAGCAUCUCCCCGGAGUCAUCCUCACUCGGGCCUUCCAGGACCUCUGCAGGAGGGAAGAGAUCACCCGCGAGCCCACGUUGUUGAAGAAGCUGUGUUCGGCCAUCCGAGAAGGCGUGACCGUCGACAACUGCUGUGAUCUUUACGCUGCGGUGCACUCGCUGUGGGGAGAUGGCGUGGAGGAGGAAGGGGGCCAAAAACGAGAGGAGCCGUUCAGGCAACAGAUUUGUACGCUGCGCAGUCGGCUGUGGACCUUCCUGCUUCAGACCUUUUACGCCGUCCGCCACACGCAGGGAUGGGAGACCCUGUCCUCCAAACACAGAGAGAGGAUACUGGCAGAUGCCAUUGAUAAAGGGGACAAUCGAAGACUUGGCAAAAAGCCUGUAUUUACUAGCUCGCAGUCGAGGGCUGUAAAAUGCCCUUCGUCUGCACCUGAGAGUCCUCCUGUGCACAGGACACAGAGGGUGUCCGAGAACAACGCGACAUCCGUCUCCCGCAGUGCCGCGUCGGCCAUGAAGUCUGACGAGACGGCUACCAAACCGGUAGAGGGUCACGCACCCAAGGCCAAGAAGCCGGGAGAGCGGAGCGCGGCGGCAAAAGCAAAGGCGCCGUCGGCCGCCGCGCCGGUCGUCAACGGCACAGGUGCCGCGGGGGCCAGGCGGGACGUCGCCAGCGCCAACGGCCCCAGAAGCUCAUCGCAUGGCGCCAGAGAGCCAGAAAAGAAGUCGAACUCCGGCGCGAGGCCGAAAACAUCUCCCCCGAGCUACACGUCGACGAGCCAGACCGGAGCCAUGAGGGCUCAGAAGAGCUCGGCGGGAAAGGCGGAGGGCUCCGUUGGGACCGGCAAAGCUCAGGCCAGCACCUCAUCCACAUCAGGCAGCGCCUCGCCAGAGAACGGCGCCAGCAGCCCUCGCAACGACACCCACUCCAUCCCAGGUGCGAAGCCCAGACACCAGGCCAAGGCGGUGACCAAAUCCCCCCUCACGAAACCUCCUCAGAAAUCCGAUGCAGCAAAGAUCAGCAGUCCUACCAAUAAGUCAAGUGUGAGAGAAAGUGCCAAAGUAAAGACCGGAGGGACGGCGGCGAAGGCGGACGCCAAGGGGAGAGGCCCACCGGACCACCAUGUCUCCAAGCACGGGUCCUCCGUGAAAAAGCCAUCCUCCCCCAGGAAAGAGGACGGCAAAGAUGGUUUGAAAUCCUCCGCGGCGGACAAAGCAGCCAGCGAAGCUCAAAAGAAGAAGAUCACGAAACCCGCUUCGGCGAUUGGAGCGUCCGUUAAAUCCAGCGCUAAACCACCAAAGGCCUCUCAAUCCCCCUCAAAGCAAUCAGCGGCGGCUGCCAAGUCUGGACCGAAGCCGAAAAGCGCCACUGAUUUAUCCGCGGAGAAAGCUUCUCCGAAAGCUUCUCCGAAAGCUUCUUCCAGAACCUCGGCUUCGUCGGCCUCAAAGAAAUCUGGAACGAAAGGGAAAGAGGCGACGAACGGUCAGAAUUCAGACGGUCAGAGUGAGCUCGCGCCAGCUGAAAACGCCGCCGGGCAUGUCGCGGCACAUACAGGAAGCACAGAGGUAGCGCUCUCUGACCAGCCGGCACAGACGACCAGCCAGGGCGGGGGGGAUUCACUCCGCCUUAAACUAGAAGCGAGCCCUAAGCAGAGCCCGCGGAAGUCUGAAGCCCAGUCACGGAACGCCACGAGUUCCCCGGCGGCCCACAAACCGCCCCAUGGCAAAGAUGCGACCGCAGACGCUCGCCGACCGGCCGACGGGGGUAAAGCCAGACGGUCUCCGAGCGGCGUCCUCCCAGUUCACAUCAGCGGGGUUCGCGAGGUCGGCUCCCCGAACUCUUCCUCCAGAGACGCGGAGCCCCCCCCGGACGGGACGCCCUGCGGCGCCGGAAGCACCGGCGCUCCCGGAGAGGACUCCUCCUGGAGCGGCGGCCACCACCAGGUCAGCCCGGAGUCAGAGACCGGCAGCACGCACACCACGUCCUCCGACGACAUCAAGCCCCGCUCGGAGGACUACGACGCCGGCGGCUCGCAGGACGACGACUGCUCCAACGACAGGGGCGUGUCCAAAUGCGGCACCAUGCGCUGCCACGACUUCCUGGGCCGCAGCAGCAGCGACACCAGCACCCCCGAGGAGCUGAAGGUGUGCGACGGCGGCUUGAGGGUGGAGGUGCGGCUGCGCGGGCGGGAGGCGGAGACCACCAGCGAGGAGGAGGCGGCGGCGAGGCAGCACCCUCGCUCCUGGUUGCACCGCGACGAGGUCCAGGAGGAGCACUCCGAGGUCCAGGCCUCUGGGAAAAGCGUGCCCGACCCGCAGCGCUUUUCCUCUGAGGAGGAGGACGAAGAUGAGGAGGCAACGGAAGACGAGAGGUCCAAAGUCGAGGUGGUUCCGGGCCCGCCGCCGCCGACCGAGCCCUCGCCGCUGUUCCAGGGCAUCGUCAACCUGGCCUUCGACGACGACGCCGCGAACCAGGAGAGCGAGCCGCAGCCCGACUACCAGUCGACGUCCGGCUUCCGCCGCUCGGUGUUGCUCUCCGUCGACGAGUGCGAGGAGCUGGGCUCGGAGGAGGGCGGCGUCCAAACUCCGCCCCGGCGGCCCGACGACGGCGCGACCCCCUGCGACGUGUUCGAGUCCGACCCGCCGGCGCCCCGGACCGACCGCGGCGAGAGCGAGAAAUCCCCCGUGUUCCUCACGGAGAUCCGAGAGCCGGCGCGGGCGGAGGGCGGCGACGGCGGAGGGAAGCCCGGGGGCCCGCCUCUCCCAGACGCCGACGCCAGGGAACUCCCUCCCCAGGAGCGCCCGUGCCACUUGGACCUGCGGCACGCCGAACAAUACAACGGAGGGCCGCGCAGAAAUCACGCCAAUCCCUCAGAGAGCAAGAAAGCAGAUUUACAUCUAGACUUAAAUGAGCCUCAGCUGACAGGCGACUCUCCUGUAAACGAUGCACAAUCUCCAGCAGGGGACAAUGGUUGUGACAGAUUGGAUCAAACCUGCAAACAUGAGCGCCGGCCGUCCAAAGCCCUCUCUCCCAUUUACGAGACGGAUGUGGGAGAAGCGUUUGAGCGCUGCCCGGACAGGGACGUUAGUGUGAAGGAAGAGGAGCGAAGCGGGGUCGGGGUCGGCGGCGACGACGACGAGAACGAUGGGUUCGCCGAGCGGGACUGGAGCCUGCUCAGGCGGCUUCUCGCGGACCGCGAGUCCAACCUGGGCGUCAUUCACCCCGUGCCCGAGGAGCUCAACCUGGCCCAGUACCUGAUCCAGCAGACGCUGUCGCUGUCCCGCGACUGCCUGGACGCGCGGGGCUUCCUGUCCCCGGAGACCUUCAAGCGCUGGGCGGAGCUCAUCUCGCCCAUGGAGGACUCGUCCACCAGCAUCACGGUGACCAGCUUCUCCCCGGAGGACGCCGCCUCCCCUCAGGGGGAGUGGACCAUCGUGGAGCUGGAGACGCAUCACUGACUGCACAAUGAGAGAGAGAGGACAGUUCACACCGUCUCUCCAAACUUUGAACGUCUGUACAUCAACUUUGUCUGAAUUCAUUAUAAUUUAUAAUGUUCUAUCUCUCUUUAUGACACGUCUUAUUUAUUUGUCUCCUGGACUCUGCAGAGCUCUGGGUUUUGCAGCAGCUUGUAUGCAUUUCUCAUCAUGCCCUCGGUCGACUGUUUUUUUUUGUGUGUGUUUUUUUGUUGGACAAAUGGGCUAUUAUGCAUGCUGAUAUUUUUCUAUGUCUGUUUAAUUGAUGUUGCUUCGAAGCUCUAGAAAAGAAUAGAGUAAGAAAAAAAGCCACUUUCUCACGGCAGUCUUCCGAGAAAAUGGUUGACGGAAGUUUCUUAAAGAAAAAAAUAAUAUCGGCCUACUGGCUUGCAUUUAGUGUCAUAUUGAAAAUAAAAAUGUGUGUUUAUUGAAGAAAAACAA